AUGAGUCUCUCAGGGUCAUGUGAGGAAGGUGUUUCUGCCUCUAAAAAGAGUCUGUCUGAGGAGACCUAUGAAGCUGAGAGUGUUCACCAGGAGAGAUCAGACUCACCUGUACCCAGCUGUGUGUCCAUGAAGAGUGACCGCUCUCAAGAUCAACCACCAAAAUUCAGAGAGAGAGAUUUACCUGAUGAAGAAAGUACACAGCUGGACAGAUCAGACUCACCUGUACUCAGCUGUGUUUCCAUGAAGAGUGACUGGUCUAAAGGAAAACCACCCAACAUCAGAGAAGGAGGUUUGACUGAUGAAGAGAGCUGCAGCUGUUCACUCAUUGCUUUGUUUCAGACUUUUACUAAAAGGAGGAAAAAGAUCAGAGGAAAACAGACUGAGAGUGUAGUGUCUGUGUUAAAGGCUGAAGAGGUCAGAGUGAGUCAUGUGAAAAGCCUGAUCUCAGUGUUUGAGUUGGGCUUUGACCUUUAUGGGACUCAGAAUCAGCAGAGGAGAUCAAACUCACUGAUUUCCAGCUAUGUGUCUAUGAAGAGCGAUGGGUCUAAGGAGAGCAUGCCACUUUACUUUGGUGAGGGAGAUCCCUCCAGAGAACAAAGUGUCCAAAGAGAGGAAACACAGUCAGAGAAUCCCCAUAUUCAGUCUGUCCAGAGUCGUGUUAACAACCUGAUCUCCAUAUUUGAGGUCUUGGAAAACAAAAUUGUCAUCUUUGUGAAGAACGAACUGAAAAGACUGAAGAAACUUCUGACUGAGGAAAUGUCAGAAUGUUUUGGGGGUCUGAAGGAGGAUGAGACCAGUGCCAGAGAGGGAGUUCUGAAGAUUACACUGAACUUCCUGAGGAAGAUGAACCACAAUGACCUCGCUGCCACACUGACAAAAAAUGACUGGAUUGUAACUGCUCAGAGUAAACUGAAAUCAAGUCUGAGGAAGAAGUAUCAGUGUUUAUUUGAAGGAAUAGCAAAACAAGGAAACCCCACCCUCCUCAAUAAGAUCUACACAGAGCUUUACAUCACAGAGGGUGAGUGUGGAGAGGUCAAUAGUGAACAUGAGGUCAGACAGAUUGAGACAGCAUCCAGAAGAACAGAAACACCAGAGACACCAAUACAAUGCAAUGACAUCUUUAAACCCUUACCUGGACAAGACAAACCCAUCAGAACUGUGCUGACAAAGGGAGUUGCUGGCAUUGGAAAAACAGUCUCUGUGCAGAAGUUCAUUCUGGACUGGGCUGAAGGAAAAGCCAAUCAAGAUAUCAAGUUCAUAUUUCCACUUCCAUUUCGGGAGCUGAAUUUGAUGGAGGGAAAAUACAGUUUGGUGGACAUUCUCUAUCACUUUUUUCCAGAGACAAGGGGACUAAAAUUUACCAAUAAUGACAAAUAUAAAAUCAUGUUCAUCUUUGAUGGAUUGGAUGAAUGUCGAUUUCAACUGGACUUUGAGACAAAUGAGAUGCUUUGUAGUGUAGCAGAACCUACUUCAGUGGAUGUCCUACUGACAAACCUCAUUAAGGGGAAUUUACAACCAUCCACUCUCAUCUGGAUAACCUCUCGACCGGUGGCAAGCAACCUCAUUCCACCUAGGUGUGUUGACCAGGUAACUGAGGUAAGAGGGUUUAAUGACCAACAAAGGGGAGAAUACUUUAGGAAGAGAAUCAGUGAUCAGAAUCUCACCAGCAGAAUCAUCACACACAUCAAGUCAUCAAGGAGCCUCUACAUCAUGUGCCACAUACCAGUCUUCUGCUGGAUUUCAGCCACUGUUCUGGAGAGAAUGUUGAGUGAAGCAGAGAGUGGAGAGAUCCCAAAGACUCUGACUCAAAUGUACACACACUUCCUGAUCUUUCAGAUCAAACAGAGGAAUGAAAAGUAUGAAGGACAUUAUGAUAUGCAUCCACAUUGGAAUAAAGAGAACAUUUUAUCACUGGGAAAACUGGCUUUUCAACAGCUGGAAAAAGGCAACCUGAUCUUCUAUGAGGAAGACCUGAGACAAUGUGGCAUUGAUGUCAGAGAAGCAUUUGUGUACUCAGGAGUCUGCACCCAGAUCUUUAGAGAGGAGUCUGGACUGUUUUAUGGGACUGUGUACUGCUUUGUUCAUCUGAGUGUUCAAGAGUUUCUGGCAGCUUUAUAUGCAUAUAUGUAUUUUUGCAACAGCAGGAAAAAUCUUCUUGCUCAGGAGCAAACACUACUGGAUGAAACAAUUGAAACAGUGAGUGGUUUGCUCAAAAGUGCAGUGGACCAGGCCUUACAGAGUGAGAAUGGACACCUGGACCUUUUCCUCCGCUUCCUUCUGGGUCUCUCACUGGAGUCCAAUCAGACAGUCUUACGAGGCCUACUGACACAGUCAGUGAACGACUCGCAGAGCAAAGAGGAAGCCAUAAAGUACAUCAAGGAGAAGAUCAGGGAGUGUCCAUCCUCAGAGAGAUCCAUCAAUCUGUUCCAUUGUCUGAAUGAACUGAAUGACCAUUCACUAGUGGAGGAGAUCCAAAGCUACCUGAGGUCAGGGAGUCUCUCCAGAGCUGAACUCUCUCCUGCUCAGUGGUCAGCUCUAGUCUUUGUGCUACUGACAUCAGAGGAGGAGCUGGAUGUGUUUGACCUGAAGAAGUUCAUCAGAUCAGAUGAAUGUCUUCUGAGGCUUCUGCCAGUGGUCAAAGCCUCCAGAGCAGCUCUGCUCAACAUAUGUGACCUCACAGAGAAAAGCUGUUCUGCUCUAGUCACAGUUCUCAGCUCAAAGUCCAGUCUGAGAGAACUAGACCUGAGUAACAAUGAACUGAAGAGUUCUGGAGUGAAGAUAUUGUCUGUUGGACUGGAGAAUCCACAUUGUAAACUGGAGAUACUGAGACUUGCAAACUGUGAAGUGACAGAGGAAGGAUAUGCUGCUCUGGCUUCAGCUCUGAGAUCAAACCCCUCACACCUGAGAGAGCUGGAUCUCAGAGGGAAUGAUCCUGGAGAUUCAGGAGUGAAGCUGUUCACUAAUUUAUUAGAGGAUCCGCACUACAAACUGGACACACUGAGUCUUUCUGACUGUAAUAUAACAGAGGAAGGAUAUGCUGUUCUGGCCUCAGCUCUGAGAUCAAACCCCUCACACCUGACAGAACUGGAUCUCAGAGGGAAUGACCCAGGAGACUCGGGAGUGAAGUUGCUCUCUGAUUUACUGGAGGAUCCACAGUGUAAACUGGAGACACUGAGGCUUCAAGACUGUAAUAUAACAGAGGAAGGAUAUGCUGCUCUAGCGUCUGCCAUGAGAUCAAACCCCUCACACCUCAGAGAGCUGGAUCUUAGAGGGAAUGACCCUGGAGACUCAGGAGUGAAGCUGCUCUGUGACUUACAAGAGGAUCCACACUGCAAACUGGAAACAGUGAGACUUUCAGACUGUAAUAUAACAGAGGAAGGAUAUGCUGCUCUGGCUUCAGCUCUGAGAUCAAACCCCUCACACCUGAGAGAGCUGGAUCUCAGAGGGAAUGAUCCUGGAGACUCGGGAGUGGCACUGCUCUAUGAUUUACUUGGGAAUCCACACUGUAAACUAGAGAAACUGAGUCUGUAUAACUGCCAUAUAACACAGAAAGGCUUUGCUGCUCUUGCCUCAGCACUGAGAUCAAACCCCUCACACCUGAGAGAGCUGAAUCUCAGCUACAGUAAACCAGGGGGCUCAGGAGUGAAGCUGCUCUCUGCUCUACUGGAAAAUCCACAUUGUAAACUGGAGACACUAAAUCUGUAUAACUGCAGUAUAACAGAGGAGGGCUGUGUUGCUCUGACAUCAGCUCUGAGUGUAAAUCCCUCACACCUGCGAGAGCUUGAUCUGAGUUAUAAUGAACCAGGAGACUCAGGAGUGAAGAUGCUCUCUGUUAUGCUAAAGAAUCCACUCUGUAAACUGCAGACACUCAAUCUUUUUAACUGCAGUAUAACAGAGGAGGGCUGUGUCGCUCUGACAUCAGCUCUGAGUGAAAAUCCCUCACACCUGCAAGAGCUUGAUCUGAGUUAUAAUAAACCAGGAGACUCAGGAGUGAAGAUGCUUUCUGUUAUGUUAAAGAAUCCACUCUGUAAACUGGAGACACUUAAUCUGUGUAAGUGUAGUAUAACAGAGGAAGGCUGUGCUGUCCUGGCUUCAGCUCUGAGUUAUAACCCUUCACACCUGACUGAGCUGGAUCUGAGUUGUAAUGCGUUUGCGGACUCAGGAUCAAAGCUGCUCUCUGUUGUUCUGAAAAAUACACGCUGUAAACUGAGAAAGAUAAUGCUGAGGUCCUGCAGUAUAACAGAGGAGGGCUGUGUCGCUCUGACAUCAGCUCUGAGUGAAAAUCCCUCACACUUGAGAGAACUUAAUCUGAGUUAUAAUAAACCAGGAGACUCAGGAGUGAAGAUGCUCUCUGUUAUACUAAAGAAUCCACUCUGUCAACUGGAGACACUCAAGCUGAGGUCCUGCAGUAUAACAGAGGAGGGCUGUGUCGCUCUGACAUCAGCACUGAAUGAAAAUCCCUCACACCUGCGAGAGCUUGAUCUGAGUUAUAAUGAACCAGGAGACUCAGGAGUGAAGAUGAUCUCUGUUAUGUUAAAGAAUCCGCUCUGUCAACUACAGACACUUAAGUGA
Chanos chanos (milkfish) is the source of this 4572-nucleotide messenger RNA. RefSeq names its product NACHT, LRR and PYD domains-containing protein 12-like. Gene Ontology annotation, molecular function: protein binding. The record is from RefSeq and is a predicted model, not a curated record. The transcript has 19 exons. Bases 1 to 4572 code for a protein of 1523 amino acids. NCBI's taxonomy places the organism in Eukaryota, Metazoa, Chordata, Actinopteri, Gonorynchiformes, Chanidae.